AUGUGUGGACAUACCGCCACUCUCCUCAACCACAUCUCCUCCCUCCGCUCCAAGGACACAACCUGUGUCCUGGAAGACCUCAACAACAACGAAAAGUGGUGCCAACCCCCCGACGAUGAACCAGUCAUCACAGAAGACUCGGGCGAGAGCUACUGGCCCAACCUAGAAGCCAGCAUCCUCAAAAACAAGCUCAAGUUCAAGGAUGUCUCGAUCGAGUGUGUCGUCUGCCGAACCGACGUGACCGUCUUCCCCCACGAGCACGUCGUCGACGAAGAAGUCGGCGAGAGCCACAAGGCCGUUAUCCUCCCCUGCGGCCACAUCUUUGGCGCCUCCUGCGUCAAGCAAUUCUUCGACAUAAAGACGCAGGAGGGGCAACCCGCGACCUGCAUCAAGUGUCGCGCCGCUUGCUACCACCCUGCCUGCGGACAUCCCUUCUACGGGGAACCCAUGCCGUGUAGUAUACCACGCAUGGCGUUCACCCCGCAUGUCGUGGGCAAGGGUGGUAGCAUCGACGAGCGGUGCGAGCAGUGCACCAUCCAAAAGGCAAUAGCAGAUAUCAAUGCAGAGGUGAGGCGGGCACCUGACCGCCCCGAGGCUGCGGACGAGUUCUCGGGGGUUGCUCUCGAGAUCGAUGGUAUCUCGUUUACCAGUCUCGGGUGCGCAGCGGGGGAGCGCCUCGGGCUCCUGGAGCAGGUGCCCUUCCCCGACUCCGUGGUCGACUUCAUCGUCGGCUACAAGGACCGACUGGAGGAGAAGGAGAACGGGCAAGACUACUGGGUGAGUGGUUACCUCGGCCAGUGGGGGGCCAAAUUAUAUGUCCCCAAGCAAAAGGACUAG
Molecule: messenger RNA, 837 nt
Organism: Fusarium subglutinans
Lineage: Eukaryota; Fungi; Ascomycota; Sordariomycetes; Hypocreales; Nectriaceae
Exons: 1
Coding region: 1-837 (278 amino acids)
Source: RefSeq, a predicted model, not a curated record